AUGUCUGCAACUGAUAAAUCACCAGAGGUUGUUGAAACAGUCCAACGCGACUCAUUUGAGCCAUCACAUAGCAACGAUGCCCCACCACAAAAACAACACUACACAUACGACGCAGAAGCUAGACGUCAUCGUUUAGAUGGUGGUGUCAAACUCAGAGACGCAUUGAUGAUUCUUUGUGCCGGGUUUGCUUUAAUUUCUGAUGGGUACCAAAACAAUGUCAUGUCAAUGUUGAACAAGGUGUUUGCUAUUGAAUAUCCUGAUGUUUACGAUACCGAUUUGUCAACUCAAGUUUCCAAUGCUUCAUUGGUUGGUACAAUUUUUGGCCAAUUAGUCAUUGGGUUCUGUACUGAUUUGAUCAGUAGGAAAUCGGCCAUUGUUAUUGCCACAUGUUUUCUAAUUUUUGGCAGUGCAUUGUGUGCUGCUUCUCAUGGUAAAACUGUAUUGGGUAUGUUUUGGAUGUUGACCAUUAUGAGAGGCGUCACUGGGUUUGGUAUUGGUGCUGAAUACCCAUCAAGUUCAGUCACUGCGAGUGAAGCAGCCAAUGAAUCGGUCAAGAGAAGAGGAAUGGCAUUCAUCUUGGUUACCAAUGUCCCGUUGGCAUUUGGUGGACCAUUUGCAUCGAUUAUUUUCCUCAUUGUCAACAAAAUUACCAAAACCCAUUAUGAUGCCUUGUGGAGAACCAUGUUUGCCAUUGGAUGUUUUUGGCCGUUAUCGGUUUUCUAUUUCAGAAUGAAGAUGGUGACUAGUGAAUUGUUUCAAAAGAAUGCCAUUAGACAUAAACCCCCAUACUGGUUAGCUCUCAAAUAUUAUUGGCCUAGAUUAUUGGGGACCACGGUGACUUGGUUCUUGUACGAUUUUGUAACUUUUCCCAAUGGUAUCUUUUCCGCUACAAUCAUCUCCAAUGUUAUUUCCGAUACUUCUGAUUUGGAGAAAAUCGCUGAAUGGAACUUGUUGCUUGGAGCAAUUGCAUUACCUGGAUGUUUUGUUGGUGCUUAUAUCGUCGAUAAAAUUGGCAAGAAAUACACUAUGUUGAUUGGGUUUAUUGGGUAUAUUGUAUUUGGACUCAUUGUUGGUAUUGCUUAUUAUAGAGUUAAAAAGAUUACAGCAUUGUUCAUUGUACUUUAUGGAUUGAUGCAAAGUUUUGGUAAUGCCGGUAUGGGGAAUGUCUUGGGUUUGGUUUCAAGUGAAUCUUUUGCUACGCCAGUAAGAGGUACUGGAUACGGAAUCAGUGCCAUUAUUGGUAAAGUUGGUGCUGUUUGUGGUACAAAGGCAUUUGAACGUGUAUUGACCAUUGGGGGAUCUAAGGCAAGUGGUCAAAGAUACACAUUUAUUAUUGCUGCUUGUUGUGGAUUAUUGGGGGUCAUCAUGACCUGGUUGUUCAUUCCUCAUUUGAAAACUGAUGAUUUGAUGGAGGAAGAUGUUAGGUUCAAGAAUUAUCUUAGGGAUCAAGGUUGGAAGGGUACUAUUGGGCUCAAGAGUGAAGACAGAGAGGAUGAGGAGGAGAAUAUUGAUAGUUCUGAAGAUUCUGAAAUUAUUGAGUUGCAAGACCAAAAGCGAAUCGAGCAUAAGGGUAAUAUGUAG
This is a messenger RNA of Lodderomyces parapsilosis, 1581 nucleotides long. It is a transcript of the gene GIT1, whose product is annotated as Git1p. Bases 1 to 1581 code for a protein of 526 amino acids. Gene Ontology annotation, cellular component: plasma membrane. Gene Ontology annotation, molecular function: carboxylic acid transmembrane transporter activity. The record is from RefSeq and is a predicted model, not a curated record. The transcript has a single exon. Gene Ontology annotation, biological process: transmembrane transport; carboxylic acid transport. Lineage: Eukaryota; Fungi; Ascomycota; Pichiomycetes; Serinales; Debaryomycetaceae.